UCCAGUAUCACGGUCAUCACAAUUUAAUAAGCGUUUUGUGAUUUUCAGCACACUAUUUUGCCUGUGCUAUAAAGAUAAAAAGACAUGGCCUCUCGGGGGAAAUCGGAAACGGGAAAACUAAAGCAAAAUAUGGAAGAACAGCUGGACAGGUUAAUGCAACAACUCCAAGAUUUGGAGGAGUGCAGAGACGACUUAGACGACGAUGAGUACGAAGAAACAAAAAAAGAAACGUUAGAACAGUUAAGCGAGUUCAACGAGUCCCUUAAGAAGAUCAUGUCGGGGAAUAUGACACUUGUUGAUGAAUUGGGAGGAAUGCAGUUGGCAAUCCAAGCUGCAAUCAGUCAAGCCUUUAAGACCCCCGAGGUUAUCCGUCUGUUUGCCAAGAAGCAGCCUGGGCAGCUAAGGACCAGACUGGCCGAAAUGGACCGUGAUGUGAUGGUGGGAAAACUUCCCAGGGAUGUGUACACUCAGCAGAAAGUAGAAAUUCUCACUGCCCUGAGAAAGCUGGGGGAAAAGCUGACAGCUGAAGACGAAGCUUUCCUUGCUGCAAACGCCAGUGCUACCCUCAGCCAAUUUGAGAAGGUGACCGCCAACCUGGGGUCUGAGGAUAAGAUUAUGGCCUUGGCUAGUUCUGGAGUUGAGAAAAACAAGACAUAAGGAUGCACUUGACACGAUGCUCUGCGUCUGAUUUUGUUCCCGUCCUGUUUUCUACAUGUGGUGUGAACGAUUUUAUCGUGUUUUAGAGUGAGAGCAGUUUUUAAUUUUAGUAAUAAAAAAAACCAAUGAGCUGCCAUCUAAACACAGACAGCAAAAUCACGGAAUUUAACAAGUGCUGUCUUAUGUAAUCUGGUGUUCAUGUAAAAUGUACACAAUCCAAACACACUGGAUGUUUUUGUAAUGCAUGUUUGUUAGAUGGGGAUAUGUAUUAGGUACAAUGAAACACAUGCAAUGUGCAAGGGGUUUACAUUAUUGCUGGAAUGUCUUGAAGUUUACUGUUC
Messenger RNA from Chanos chanos (milkfish), 998 nucleotides. It is a transcript of the gene lzic, whose product is annotated as leucine zipper and CTNNBIP1 domain containing. Gene Ontology annotation, molecular function: beta-catenin binding. Lineage: Eukaryota; Metazoa; Chordata; Actinopteri; Gonorynchiformes; Chanidae. The coding region runs from base 85 to 657 and encodes 190 amino acids. The record is from RefSeq and is a predicted model, not a curated record. The transcript is spliced from 7 exons.